AUGCCACUAACAGGGCCAGAGAAGUCAGUAACCCCGAAGAGCCCACUUCCUCCAACAUCCCAGAUUCCAGGUCUUGGUGACCUUGCAAAUGCUCCACAUGAAAUGCCGUCCAGGUGCCGCAGGAGGCGGAUCAAAGAGAUGGAUUCAGCUUAUGUCAGGCUGGCAAAGCAAGGAGGCCAACCUGACCUACUGAAGCACUACACUGCUGUGACAAGUAAGUCCUCUCCAGCAGCAUAUGCUGCACCUGACUGGUACUUGCACUGCUCCAAUUCUCCAGCGACCAAUAAGCCACGGAACUAUGUUUCCUCUCUACCAGAUUAUAUAAUUCAUAGAGAGUUUAAGGCUGAUGAACAUUGUGGUAAUCAUUAUGAGAUAAGAAGAGGCCCUUUUGAUUUUGAUACGAAAACUGUUUGGCAGCGGGAUGCUGAGAACAAAGAAAAGGCAGAGAAAAAGAAGGUAAAGCUCCCAGCUAUAAAGCCUAAAUAUCCAAGCAGAGUGCCAGAUGUUUCUAUGAGCAAGGAAUUUAGUGGGAAAAAUAAACUUUCCUUCCCACCCAUAUCUGCUCAGAGAAAAAAUGAAGCAGUAAACUUUAGCAAAUUAAUUAGCAAUGGUUAUGGGACUGACUGGCUUCAGCAGUAUACCGGAAGGAACAGAAACAUUAAAGAAACAUCAGAAAAUAGUUAUCAGUCCAAAGAUGCAGAGCCAUCAGAGUCUGAAUCAGCACCUACAAGCAAUGAGUCAAAGUCACUGCUGAGUUAG
Messenger RNA from Melopsittacus undulatus (budgerigar), 759 nucleotides. It is a transcript of the gene C1H7orf57, whose product is annotated as chromosome 1 C7orf57 homolog. NCBI's taxonomy places the organism in Eukaryota, Metazoa, Chordata, Aves, Psittaciformes, Psittaculidae. The record is from RefSeq and is a predicted model, not a curated record. Bases 1 to 759 code for a protein of 252 amino acids. The transcript is spliced from 6 exons.